AUGAAUGACGGCCUGCCUGCCCCCUGCAAGGCUGACAACAACACCGACACAACCACGAAGGAAUCAAACACCGACGUGAACUGGUACGUGUUGCUAUGGGUGGAGAGACCUCUGUGGCUGUGGAUCCUACAGGUUGUGCUAGCCUUUGUCACAUUCUUCAAGAGUUUGCUAAAAAUCUAUGUGGCCAAGGGCCGACGUAGCGACCAUUUUCUGAAAACCCAUUUCAUCAUGGAAGUCUUAACUUCUUUUCCAUAUAUCAUCACGUUGGCGCAUCCUCCAAUAUUACAUAAUCUCUAUGUCCCCUCAUUUAUCGGAUGCUGGCUUGCAAAGAGAUCUCUAGAAAAAGUGCUGAAUGAUUUACAUCGGACGCGCAGGCGUUUCCAGACCAUCUCAGUGACUUUGUCCCAGCAGUGCCUGGUGCUCAUAGCAACCUUGUGCUGUAUGAUAUUCACCACUGUCUGUGGUAUAGAGCACAUCCAACGGGCCAGUGCGCAGCAGAAGCUCACGCUUUUUCAGUCGAUCUACUUCACAAUCGUGACAUUCUCGACGGUGGGCUAUGGUGACAUUUUGCCCGACAUCUGGCCCUCGCAACUCUUCACGAUUGCAAUGAUCUGUGUGGCAGUUGCUUUUAUUCCCAUGCAGAUUCAGACGAUAGCCUCUACGAUUGUAGAGCGUAUGAAGAUGGGCAGUGAGUAUACGGAGCGUCGUGCCGCGGGAAACAAGCACGUGGUGGUUGUGUCUCGCACCCUGCAGACGGAAACCGUCAUGGACUUUCUGUCGGAGUUCUAUGCUCACCGAAAACUGGAAGAGCAAGUGGUUGUACUGAUGGCGGCGGAUGAACUGGACAGAAAUAUGCAGGUGAUCCUCAAGGAUCCCAAUUGGUCCCAGCGUGUAGUAUAUAUGCGCGGAUCCGUGCUCAGGGAGACGGACCUUAAACGCUGCCGCAUUGCCCAGGCCGAGGCGUGCUUCAUACUGGCGCCGAGACAUCUGGAAAACAGAGCAAUUGCUGACCAGCACACCAUUAUGCGAUCCUGGGCUGUUAAGGACUUUGCCCCUAAUUGCAAGCAGUACAUUCAGCUGUUCAAGCCAGAGAACAAGAUCCAUGUGAAGUUUGCAGAGCAUGUAAUUUGUGAAGAUGAAUUCAAGUACGCCAUGCUGGCCAACAACUGUCUCUACCCUGGGUUGUCUACCCUCGUCUCACUGCUCGUGCACACCUCAGGAGACCUCGAUGGGACCAAGCAAGCGGACAAAUGGCAGCAUACUUACGGGCGUCACUCAGGCAACGAGAUAUACCACAUACAACUUGGUGACAGCAUGUUUUUUUCUUCGUACGAGGGAAAAACGUUCACCGAGGCCUCCGCAGAUGCACAUCAGAGGUUUGGAAUCUCACUGGUUGCCGUGCUGGACACCAAGGUAGAUGACCCCCACUUACAGCUUAACCCUGGCCCAAGCUACCUCCUCAAGGCCUCUGACAUGUGCUUCUACAUCAGUGUCGCAAAGGAGGAAUACUCCAAGGGGCAGCUUGACACCAUGAAAGACGAUGAGACGAAGUCAGUAAGGGGGAAAACUAUGGAGCGUACAGCCUCUGAUCUGCAGGGUCACAUGAAUUCUGAGGAGGAGGAGGAGGAAUAUGGUGAGGAAGAGAGUGUCUUCAGUACCCUAACACUACAUAAAGGAGUGUUGGGAAUGUUCGUCGCUUUGGAGGAGGGCUAUGAGCUUGCAAAUCGUGUAAAACGUGCGACGUUCUCAUUGGGAGAAAAGAGCAUACCAGUCAAGGAAACGGAACAGAAAUUCAUCUCAAACAGCGACAACAGCUGUCGAUCCAGUUUCAAUCUCGGUAAACCGGUCUCAUCUAAUGGCGGACUGGACAAUGCAGGGUUUGAAGUAGGUCAGGUUAUCCAAUCAGCGGAAUCAACAACGCCCAGGAGUAGAACACCCGUCGACUUUCAACAUAUGAACUUUUCCGUGGAUUCGACAUUUUCACCAGUGGCCUUGGACCAUGAGCAGGGGCAAAAUUCAUCCGAUAAUGGCGAUGUCGAUUCCAGUCAUGGACAACCGAUCACAUCCGAUGGAUGCAUAGAGAAAUCCAGGUUCAAAGUUACUCAGGUUAACCUGUCGGCGGAAUCGCAAUUGCAAAGGCGUGGAACAGGAAUUAACCUUACGGCGGAAUCGACAUUGCCAAUACAUGCAAUAGGAGUUUACCUGUCGGCGGAAUCGCCAUUGCUAAGGCGUAGAUCAGGAGUUAACCUGUCGGCGGAAGCGCCAGUGCCAAGGAGUGUUACACCCGUCGACUUUCAUCACGUGGAGGGGACGAACCCUUCCAAGAAAGACCAAGUGCUCGAUAAGUUCCUGGAUAUGGACCAGGACGAGUUUAUCACAGGUCCGUCCCCAGUAACCCUUUACGUUGGAUCUAAAAGGGCCAUAUGUCACCUGAUGAGGGAACAACGACCCCUUUGCUGCUUAGAGUGGGGACUGAACUGCUCCCACUGCGCGUAUAAGAACACAAACGAUCAGCGGUGGACCAAUCAGCUUAUCAUUCUCUCGGCGGAAAAAGCGUGUAAUGGAAUCUACAACUUUAUCGUUCCGCUGCGUUCCCAGUUCAUUGGCAUGAAAUCACUAUGCCCUAUUAUUCUGCUGCUCGGAGAAAAACCGGAGAGGAUGUUCUUGGAGACCGUGUCCUUCUUCCCUCUCGUCUACUGGAUGCUGGGAACCAUUACCAGUGUGGAUGACCUACUUAUGGCGGGUAUCAACAAAGCUUCACACCUUGUGGUUGCCAACAAGGAAAUGGUCCAAUCAGUCUGCGAGGACACUCUUGCAGACUCGGAAACAAUCGUGGCAGUGCAGACUGUGUUUAAACUUUUCCCGAAAGUGAACAUUCUCACCGAGCUUAAGCAGGCGUCCAACAUGCGUUUCAUGCACUUCCGGGCACACGACGAGUACUCCCAGAAAAUAUCCGACAUGGAUAGGAAACUGAAGUCAAGCAUAACGUCGAAUACGAGUCACAUCUUCCGUCUACCUUUCGCGUCCGGUCAGGUGUUCAGUGCCAGUAUGCUAGACACGCUGCUCUAUCAGACGUACGUUAAAGGUUACCUCAUCACGUUUGUGAGACUGUUGCUUGGAAUGGACGCUGAAAACAACUCCGGGCAUCUUUCAAGCAUCCGCAUUAAACUUGCGACGCUGGAACAGUUUAAGACGUAUGGGGAGCUCUACCGCGCCCUCUGCUCUACGACCGGGGAGAUCCCUAUAGCCCUUUAUCGAACGGACAAGCAGUCAAACGAUAAACCCUUUGGUAGUGCCGCAACACGUUUUUCGUUUCAGAAUAACAACAAACCGGACAAAUCAUCCAUGGCCAACGGCAAGAACGGUCAUCACAAUCAACAUGACAUACGUAAGGCGAGCAUGUGGCAUAUACAGAAGAAAUGGAACAACCAAAACCCUGAACAUAAGGAUAUCUACGACCUUAUACGCAACCGCAUGAAAUGUCUAGAACUAUCUGUAAACGACUACUGCGAUGCUGAGUACGAGAAGAACGACAUCAGCUACGUGAUCCUUAACCCGUCUCCUAGGAGAAAACUGAGAAAAGGAGACCUCGUGUAUGUGAUCCAGCCGAGCUCCAUGUUUGCCAUCCCCAGUCGUCUCAACCGCGCGAAGCAGAAACGUGCAGCCCUGAAGCGUUCGGGCUCCGACACGGAUCUCAGUAAGUCUUUGGACAUGGAAACCACAUUGCCAAGGGAAAGAACUCACUCACUGACGACUAAUUUAUUGUAGUUAUUUUUUGUUUAGAUUUGUCUUUCUAAAGGGCAUUGUGGAGAAGAGUGUCUCCCCUUUGUUAGAACUUAAGAGUAUAGCGACUUCAAAUAUUGGCUCUGUGAAAUAGAGUUCUCUCCAUUUGAAAUUAUGUACAAUAGAAUAAUUAGUUUUGGAGAACUAUUGUGGCCAAAUGUGCUUUGCUUCUUAUUGUUAGCAGUUUUGAAGAGAAUAUACGGUGGCUUCUGUAGAAAUGAGUGACCGCCUCAACAAGAGUUACAUUUUAAGAAAGGUUUUGAAUUAAUGUACCACGGGAUGUUGUCACAGUUUGUUCUUCAUUGAAGCAUGGGCAUUGCAAUCAUUUUUAGAUUACCAAGAUGAAAGAAACACAUUAUAUAUAAAUGAAUAAUAGGAAUGUCACACAAUAAUUUGGCUUUGACAAUUGUUGUUAAAAAACUAUCGACCUUUUACAGAUGAUAAUGAGUGUAUCCUUUCUUUUAUAUAUGAACUACACAACACUGCAAUUCUCUUGUUUGAACAUUAAACAUAAUUUUGAACAUGCAUCCUACUUCAAUAUAUCAAAGUCCCUAAAUACUGACAUCAAGUUUCAAAAACUGAGCCAUUUUUUUCAAUGAAUAUAACUCAAAGAGACCGAAUAAUGAAAGGAUUGUAAAAAAAAAGAAAAUAGUAUACGUGCAAAUUGUUGUCAUCGUUUGAACUUGUUCCAUGUUAUCAUUGAAUUUUAUAAUUUUAAGCAGAUGUAUUUAGAUGGUGUUGCGUUUAGUGGGAAUACUUUUGAAAAAUAUCCUUAAAUGUAUUCAUAAACAAAACAUAGUUACUUUGAAUUGUUUCAACUUAUAAGAACAACAAGAACAUUUCAGGCCUUUCAAGAGAACAAUUUCACUUGAUACACACUUUUUUCAAUUAUUUUUUUUUACAGAUUUUGAUCGAUGGUUUUCAAUUUAGGAGCCGCUAUCGUUGACAGUUUUCUUGAAAGUCCCUUUAAAGAAUUUCAUAAAAGGUGUAUUUAAAAUCAUGUUAUAAAGAUUGUUUAUGGUUUUGCUUAUUACAACAUGUAUAAUGCUGCAUUAUAAAUUGCAUUGUAAACAAAUGUGUUUAUUUAAAAUACCAUUGUUGUUUUCAUUGUUGUCUUAUUAUCAAAGCGUAUCAAUGGACAUUUUGUUCUCUUUCAGUGUUUAUAUUGUUUUUGCGUUGUGAGUUAGUUAUCUAAGCUGGACAUGUGUAUACGAAGUGGAAUCUAUUGUCUCAAACAUAAUGAUAAUUCCAUAUAAACAUUGUAAUUCUGUACAGCAAAAGGCCUAUAUUAUAUUUUGACGAAAUGUACAGAAAUAUGUUAAUUUUCAAAUCUAUUUAAUAUAUGUUAAGCGCAAAGUGUAUAGUUUACUUUACUGUUGCUGCAUGUUUUACAAAAAGUGUACAUUUUCACUUGAACAUGCAAUAAAGCUGCACUGAAGAACA
Messenger RNA from Dreissena polymorpha, 5226 nucleotides. Its product is annotated as potassium channel subfamily T member 2-like. Gene Ontology annotation, cellular component: membrane. The record is from RefSeq and is a predicted model, not a curated record. Gene Ontology annotation, molecular function: intracellular sodium-activated potassium channel activity. Bases 1 to 3768 code for a protein of 1255 amino acids. NCBI's taxonomy places the organism in Eukaryota, Metazoa, Mollusca, Bivalvia, Myida, Dreissenidae. Gene Ontology annotation, biological process: potassium ion transport. The transcript is spliced from 29 exons.